UGAAAUGUUGAAUUGCUCUCCAAACAUUUUUCUAUUUAUGCUAAUUGACCUCUUCAUCUUUCCAUCUUUCCCACUUCGCAUUUAACCCUUCUGAAUUCAUCAAAUAAACAUGGUAGAUGGUACUCCGUACUAAUGACUAUUGUGUAUGUAAAACAUACACCACAAUAGCCCUUUUUAUUAGUACUAGACAACUCAUCCAUUAGCAAUGGUUCUAGUGUCAUUCUUCGUUGUUUGAGCGUGGGAGCCUGAUGGUGAAAGUCUAAUCUUCGUGCUCCACGGACGAGACUGUCGUAGCAGAUUCAGAGGCAGAAACAGAAUGUAGCACUGAAUCAGUUCGUGAUGCUGUUCCAUUAUGUGUACUAGACUCUGAUGAUGAAGGCAACAAGGAAACAACAGCCUUACAUGUUAUUGAAUCUCCGGAAAAUUAUAUCAAAGAUGAGCAUUCUAUGCCAUUUAUCAAGCCAAUAGAAGAUGAUCAAAAGAGGGGUACUAGUUAUGUCACAUCAAAAUCAAUCAAAGAUGAUCAUUCUAUGCCAUUUAUCAAGCCAAUAGAAGAUGAUCAAAGGAGGGGUACUAGUUAUGUCUCAGCAAAAUCAACCAAACAUGAUGAAGAUCGUGAAAUUCCAGAAAACAAUUCUUCUGCUGAUAAGUUGGAAGAGGGUUGCAGCAAGAUGUCAGGAGUCAAAACUGGUAGUAAAAUGUCAACAAGAAUUAAAAUUGACAACUCUGAAAGUGGGAAUUCAGAUAUUAUAUUCAGCCAAGAUUUGAUCAUUCGAGAAUGUAACUUGACAGCUAAAGUGAAAUCUGCUUCAAAUGUUGGAGUUGCAAAUUUUAAACGCUUCAGAAAGACACAAGUACCAUCUGGAAAUAGCUAUAGCAGCCUGAUUCCAUAUGCAAAGCACCCAUACAGAGAAUCUGACUACAAUAACGAUGAAGUAGUGGAAUCUAUAAAAGAGGAGAAGAAGAGAAAACAAAUGGAGGCUAGGGCAGAAGACUUGUUUAAUGAGAAGAAGGAUAAGCGUCGCGGGGUGGCGGGUUCUCUUCAUGGAGUUUUAACUCGUGGUUAACAAAGAUAUGCUGCUGAUGAUCAGUGGAUUUCAAAGUCACUGCGGCAAUUCAGCUUUAUGUAUAGAGUUUAUCAUAUUCCCUAUACUGUUAAGCUAUUCUCAUAUAUUAGUUUUGCAAUUUCUAGCCAUUGGAAAUGAAUCUCAGCUUAUUCUCGACCUGUUUUAUGUGUCUGCCUAGUUAACUUAUUAAUUUGGAUUGUUACUCUUAUCAGUCAGUUUCGUUAGAUAUUUCAUAUUGGGGGUGUUUGGAUGUGAUUCUUAAAAUUGCUUCUACUUCUUCAGUGAGCAGAAACCCGGAAGCUGGAAUGUUUGGGUGAAAGUAUAUAAAUAAUUCUGGGGCUCAAUUUACUCCUUGAAGCUGAAAGAAACCAGCUUAUGAAAACUGAUUUUGAUUAUGCUUAUGCUUAAAAAAAAUCAGAAGUAGAAUCAGUUCCAAACAUUCCCAUUAUAUCAAAUAUACAUUGUUCUAACUUUUUAUUAUUCCGAUUUUAUGAAACAUGUAUAUUUAAUUUUUAGUGUAGGUUUUGGGAAAACGUACCUGUGGUUUGGGCCAUUUUCAGAUAGGGGCAUGUGUUUCAUUUUCUAACAAAGUGGGGCAUGUGUUUCAAUUCCGUUAACAUAGCAGGGGCAUGGCGUCCAACACUGUUAGAAAAAUUAACUCCUGAUAGAGUAUUAAUUCUAGAGAGAAGUGAGAGCUAGAGAGAGAAAGUGAGUAAUUAUAUUUCUCAACCCCCUAUAACUAGCCCCAAGAGGUCUAUUUAUAGGUAAAAAUGUGGAUUUGGGCUCCUAGCCAUGGGCUUGACUUUUACUUAGAAUAUCGCAUAAGAAGUCAUGAUCAUGUAUUAUCACCGUUAAAAUUUGAAUGACAAGCUAG
This is a messenger RNA of Cuscuta epithymum, 1941 nucleotides long. The record is from the annotation of a GenBank genome assembly. Lineage: Eukaryota; Viridiplantae; Streptophyta; Magnoliopsida; Solanales; Convolvulaceae.